Messenger RNA from Symbiodinium sp. CCMP2456, 781 nucleotides. The record is from the annotation of a GenBank genome assembly. Lineage: Eukaryota; Dinophyceae; Suessiales; Symbiodiniaceae.
AUGCAAGCAGAAGAUGACGGAUUCGGCAAGUGUUUCAACAGUGGCGAAGCAGCUGCAAAGGCACGCCGUAAGCAGCCGAAGCCUGUGGAGCCAGCAGAUCCAGCAGCUCUAGACGCGGGUAGUGAGGGAGAAGCUUCGUCUAGGGCCAAUGUGAGGAAACAGAAGUUCGAGGCGAAGCGAGAGAGAAAGAAGCUUGCAAAGGAUAAGAAAAAGACGGAUCAUGCGGCGUCAGCGGCUGCUGGAGCAACCAAGAAGUGUGCCGAUUGCAAAAAAGUCUUGCCCUUAGACGAGUUUUGGGAGGAUCAGGGGCGUUGCAAAACUUGCUCCAAAGAGAAGAAAUCCGUGAUUGACAUGGCCAAGCGCCAGGGGGAGCUAGAGUGGUUCAAGAGUUUGGACGAGAAAGGUCAGGUCGAUCUCAGCAAGGCCUACAAAAAGGCCAAGACUCAUGCUGAGAAAGACCGCACGAAGGUCAAGUUCUCAGUCAAGCGCUACAAAGAAAGUGUGCUCGCCAGCACCGGGCAUCGUGGAGAGAGGCGCAGGCGCCUCAUGAGCGAAGGUCAAUUCAUGUCAUGGGCCACCUCAGACGACGGUGACAACUUAAGCAAGCAACAGGCAAUCCUCAAGUGGGAGGAGAUGAAGGCAGACCCAGCAUUCAAGAAGGAGGGCCCAAAGGGCCCAAAGCAGAAGAUCUAUGUUCCAAUCCACAAAGACCUGAUCGACUAUGAAGAUGUCAGCCUGCUGCUCAUUUGUUUGUGUCUGCCUGCAGCUGAACAUGAGACGG